Molecule: messenger RNA, 1993 nt
Organism: Planococcus citri (citrus mealybug)
Lineage: Eukaryota; Metazoa; Arthropoda; Insecta; Hemiptera; Pseudococcidae
Product: GILT-like protein 1
Exons: 5
Coding region: 208-945 (245 amino acids)
Molecular function (GO): oxidoreductase activity, acting on a sulfur group of donors, disulfide as acceptor
Source: RefSeq, a predicted model, not a curated record
ACAACGCAAACAGUUUUCUGUCUGGCAGCACUGCUGUGUACGGUUCCCAGCUUGCUUCGCGCUCGUUUAGAUUCAUUGAGUGUAAAGUUCGUUAAACAACCCGCUUGUUCUUGUUCUAUAAUUCGACAGAUUCGUGAAAAUAAGAAAUAUUUUAAUAUCAUCGUUUAAAAAAUUUUUUAAAUUAAGCUCAAUUUUUCCACCUUCAUAAUGUAUUUCAAAUUCGUUUUUCUCACCGUGCUAUCCCAUCUGAUAUGCAUCUGUACAGCAGCCGAGAACGAAAAUAAAACUAUUGCUGCUGUUUACUACGAAACUUAUUGCCCGGAUAGUAUAAAAUUUAUAACCACGCAACUUUAUCCAACUUACGAAAAGCUGAAUGGAACUUAUUUCACACCUCAUUUGCAACCUUUCGGUCGUGCUAAUAUAACAAAUCUCCCAAACGGAACCCUGGCGUUUAGUUGCCAGCAUGGAGAAAAAGAGUGCUAUGGAAAUAAAGUACACGCUUGUGUUUUGUAUUUGAGCGCACCACUGUCAUCCAAAUUGAAAUUUGUCAAUUGCUCAUUGGCACGAACUAAUAUGAAGACUGUCGACCCAUACGCAUAUCCGAUUGAAGAAUGUGCUACUGAAUCAUCGCUCAAUGUUCAAGAUAUCAAAAGUUGUUUGGGGAAUACCAACUUGACUGAUAGUUUAUUGUCGGCUUAUGGAGCUGAAACCAAGAAAUAUCCUAUUCCUAGUUUCCCAUUCAUCAUUUUCAAUCAAAAAUUCGACGCAGCUUUGUCCAAAGAAAGUGAACAGGAUUUCGCUUCCGUGAUCUGCAAAAAUUACAUCCCCGCCAACGACACCAAAACAGCUAACGUAUGCAAACCUCCAAACAGCUCUGCAACUACUUUGGCAUUCACCGCAUUUCCAGUCAUCGUUGUUACAUUCUUAUUCUCCAAAUUGUACUAAACCGUGUUUUUUCGCCAGUACUAAUAUCAAACCACCUUAUUUUCAUGUUGUAAGAUGUGCGUUUACGUUGCUUUAUCAAACGUUUUAAUCAAAAGAUACAUCGUUGUGCCAUUUAAUAAUUUCAAAAAUACCUUACCUAAACUAUCUUACGAGUAAAAUCAUAAAAUGAUGCAUUCCUCCGUUCGUGUAGGUGUUACAUUUUCAAAUAUGUAUCGUUUUCAAAAUUUUGUGAUACGUGUAAAAUUUGUUUUUAAAAAUUCCAAACACUGUUUUGUUUUUAGAAAAAUCUUCAAAAUUUUACUAUGGCAUUUGCUCCCGAGUGAUCGUUAUCUCUUUCCUUGAUUUUUGUUUUCUCAUGCUAAAGAUUGCAUUUUAAUUUCUGUAUUAGCUUGUUACGCUGUAUUUAAUUCAUAAAAGUUAUUUGUUCUUUGUAUGUUCCAUUUUAUCGAAUAAGAAUUGAGUAUGUAUUAAAAAUCAUCAUGAUUACGAUAAGUUUGUAAUUUUAUAAAAGUAUUCUUAAUUCAUUUACUGUAUGCAUUAGAUUAUAUUUAUGAGAUAUUAGCCUUAUAAUUUAAUAUUAAGCUUGAACCAUUUUCAAAUCUGAUUUAAAUUUAAUUAUCAUAACUAUUAAUUAUUUGCACGUAGUGUUUGGUUUGAAUAAUUGAUAACGUUCUCGAAUGAUAUCUUAUGAGCAUCUUUCUUGAAUUUUCUGCAGUAUACAAUAUAUAGAUACUCGAUCGAAAAUACAAUGUGUGAGUUUAAUUGUUUAUUGUUUGAAUCAAAUAAUUUCAUAUGCUGAUAUUAAAUAAUUUUCUGAUAUUAUUUAUUAUAUUUUUUUUAAAAUCGUGGGUACUGAAGUUAUAUAAGUACAUAUCUACCUAUCAUUAUUUUGUAAUUUAGUCAAGCGUAAUUUGUAAUUUAUAAUUAGCGUUGUUUUUUUUUUUUUUUUAUUGUUUGAUGGAACUUGUGAUACUUUUGUAGAACUUAGAGCUAUGUUUUAACUUCUAUAUCAUUUGUCACAUUACCUAUAUUAUAUUUUACAAAAUUA